This is a messenger RNA of Haliotis rubra (blacklip abalone), 1199 nucleotides long. Its product is annotated as anaphase-promoting complex subunit 10-like. The record is from RefSeq and is a predicted model, not a curated record. The transcript has 6 exons. NCBI's taxonomy places the organism in Eukaryota, Metazoa, Mollusca, Gastropoda, Lepetellida, Haliotidae. Bases 199 to 852 code for a protein of 217 amino acids. Gene Ontology annotation, cellular component: anaphase-promoting complex. Gene Ontology annotation, biological process: anaphase-promoting complex-dependent catabolic process; protein K11-linked ubiquitination.
ACAAUCCCAACAAAAGCUACUUCGACCUCCAUGCCAGACGUUUUUUCAAUCAAUAUCAGCAGGAUAUGGAUAAAUUCAACAUGGAAGUGAAACCAGUGACAGUAUACACUAUGAUACUAAUGGACACAAAGCACAAGAUGUUUUACAGCUCCAGUGCUGGUGUCUUGAUAGAGAAUCUGCGAUUAAGUUCUAUCUAUAAUGGCGAAGAAGAUGAACGGAGUGCAGGAUGUUGAUAUAUUCAAAGCAGAACGGGAGGGAAAAUUGAGAGAAGUUGGUAACCAAGCAGUAUGGUCUUUGUCAUCGUGCAAACCAGGAUUUGGAGUGGAUCAGCUUCGGGAUGAAUCGUAUGAAACCUUCUGGCAGUCAGAUGGACCUCAGCCUCACCUUGUGAACAUUCAGUUCAAGAAGAAAACAACAAUACAAGACAUUUGUCUGUAUGCAGAUUACAAGGCAGAUGAAAGCUACACUCCAAACAGAAUAUCCAUCCGAGCGGGCAACCACUUCAACGACCUGACCGAGGUGGAGCAGGUGGAGAUGAGUGAGCCGGUGGGCUGGGUGUGUGUCCCACUCAAGGACGUUAAUGACAAGCCAAUCAGAACAUUCAUGAUCCAGGUCACUGUGCUGUCCAACCACCAGAACGGCCGUGAUACACACAUACGGCGGAUAAAGGUCCGUUCUCCCACCCACUGUUCAGACAAUGCCAUGGUGAGGGCACAACUUCACAGCGUUAGAGUUCACACAGUGUACAAGAUAGUGAUGAUGAUCUUCUGUCCUCCAGGAGUUCAGUCAGGUGUACAAGAUAGUGAUGAUGAUCUUCUGUCCUCCAGGAGUUCAGUCAGGUGUACAAGAUAGUGAUGAUGAUCUUUUGUCCUCCAGGAGUUCAGUCAGGUGUACAAGAUCGUGACGUUGAUCUUCUGUCCUCCAGGAGUUCAGUCAGGUGUGCAAGAUCGUGACGUUGAUCUUCUGUCCUCCAGGAGUUCAGUCAGGUGUACAAGAUAGUGAUGAUGAUCUUCUGUCCUCAACAGUACUGGUGUUGAUAGUUCUAGUAUCAACAGUACUGGUGCUGUCAGUUCUAGUAUCAACAGUACUGGUGCUGUCAGUUCUAGUAUGAACAGUACUGGUGAUGCCAGUUCUAGUAUCAACAGUACUGGUGCUGUCAGUUCUGGUAUCAACAGUACUGGUGCUGUCAGUUCUGGUCU